Molecule: messenger RNA, 2076 nt
Organism: Schistosoma haematobium
Lineage: Eukaryota; Metazoa; Platyhelminthes; Trematoda; Strigeidida; Schistosomatidae
Exons: 6
Coding region: 377-1903 (508 amino acids)
Biological process (GO): protein farnesylation
Cellular component (GO): protein farnesyltransferase complex
Molecular function (GO): protein farnesyltransferase activity
Source: RefSeq, a predicted model, not a curated record
ACCUUCGUCAGUGAACGAUACCCCUGAAGCGUUGCCUUUUUAACUUGCAUUUUCCCCGUGCCGUCGUUUGAACUUGGUCUAUAGGAACUAGACCAACUGAAUCAAUUUCUCACACUUUUCUUUACAGGCUAAACAUAUACCUACUGGUUACUGAACUUCCUGGCUUGGGACUAAUUAACUAACCAAAAUAUUUGCUAUGAUCCACUUUCAUUUUUAAUAUUUUAACUGUCUCGUAGUGGUCGUCCGUUUUAAAUGUCACUUGAUAAAGAACUUUUACCGUAAAUUUGUUGGGUGCUGUAACUAUUUUAUUCUCCAACCUUUCAAAGCAACUUUAAAAGCGAAAUUUAAUCUCCAUACGCCUACAAACCGCAUCACUAUGGAGCGUCUUACAUUAUUUCAUCUACGACGGGCCGACAGAACUAACGGACCUGAAACUAGGACUAUUAUAGAUCAAAUGGAAACAGAAAGCCUUGUUAGUAAAGCGUACUACGAGAAACUUUGUCAAUGGAAAGAUGAUGCACUUCGGUUGUUCAAAAUAAACCACAUAAAUUAUCUCAACAAGCGACUUUUCAAUCUGCCUAUGAGUUUUGAACAUUUAGAUGCAAGCCAACCGUGGUUGGCGUAUUGGAUUGUACAUGCUUUAAGACUGCUGAACUUUGUAAUCCCUGAAGAGACCUCGGUAAAAUUGAUAUCGUUUUUAGCAUCCUCUCAGCAUCCGGACGGUGGUUUUGGUGGCGGGCCUUACCAAUUUGCACAUCUUGCAACUUCAUAUGGUGCAGUUAAUUGUUUGGCUUCUUUAUGUCGUCGAGAUGCCCUAGAUAUUAUCAAUCGGGAUACACUGGCUGACUGGAUGCGGAAACUUCAUCAGCCAGACGGCUCAUUUUUAAUGCAUUUGGGAGGUGAAGCUGAUGUUCGAGGUGCCUACUGUGCCACAGCAGUUGCAAAACUUACUGGGUUGCUUAGAAAACAUCCUGAUUUGUUUGAAUCGACUGCAGAGUGGGUGGCUAGUUGUCAGACGUAUGAAGGUGGUUUCGGCGGUCAACCUGGAUUGGAGGCUCAUGGUGGUUAUGCCUUCUGUGCGGUAGCAACGCUGUGCCUUUUGGGAAGGUCAGAUUUAAUUAAUUUACCUAGACUAUUGUAUUGGGUCAGCCAUCGUCAAAUGGCGACAGAAGGUGGUUUUCAGGGUAGAACAAAUAAGUUAGUGGACAGUUGCUACUCUUUUUGGCAAGGUGCUAUUUUCCCAAUUGUCGAAGAACUGUUAUGGCUGUCUGGCGACCCUGCGCUUAAUGACAUUGAUACGUUGUUUAACCCUUCUGCCUUGCAAGAAUAUAUACUGCUCUGCUGCCAAAAGGUUUCUUACACUCGCCCAGGUCUGAGUGUGCAUGCAGAUGAUUCUUCUGGUGAAAAAUUGUCGUCUUCAAAUAAAAAUUUCACGUCUGAAUACGAUGUAUCUACUUCUGAUGGUGGAUUAAUUGAUAAACCUGGAAAAAACCCUGAUGCGUAUCACACGUGUUACUCUUUAAGCGGAUUGAGCGUAGCACAACAUUCUCCUCGUUGCCGUGUUGAAUCACACCAAAAAUAUGAUCUUCCUCAUCCAUCACCUGCUGUCGAUGUAUUAGGUGAAGAAUUAGGUAAUGAACUGGUCGACUUAGACCCUAUCCAUAAUAUCAUGCAUGAUGGUUUAGCAUUUACUGUCACGUACUUUUCUGAGCUGGAUAAUGGUCAUUCACCAAAAGAUGCAGAGGAAUUAGCGUUGGCGGCAGCAGAAAAGUACUCUGUACCCGCAUUAUCAGUAUUCCAAAGACAGGAAAGUCCUACGGAGUUCCAUACUUAUGAUACCAGUGAUAAUGAAAUCACUGUUCCUCAGCAUUCUCAAUCAAUGAACACUUGUACAACACCGUAGAUAUUUUAUAAGAUUGUGACGUGUGGGCGAGAAUGAUUGGUUGUAGAUAGUCCGACAGGCGUUAGAUAAGUUAUAUAUUUUCUUAUCGUUAUUAUUAUUAUCGAUUGUUGCUGGAUUGUGUCGGCUUGUUGUCGGUUUUUGGUGUAAAUAUAUUUACGUUUCAGUCAGACUAA